Fusarium venenatum is the source of this 156-nucleotide messenger RNA. NCBI's taxonomy places the organism in Eukaryota, Fungi, Ascomycota, Sordariomycetes, Hypocreales, Nectriaceae. The record is from RefSeq and is a predicted model, not a curated record.
AUGGAUGCCAUAGGUGCUAACGGCCAUCCAGAUACCAGUGUAGCAACUCCCGACAACGCUGGGAGUCUGUCCGAUCCAACUGAAAAUUCCUUCAUUGAAUAUUCACUGACAAAAGAAUACCACAUCUCCGUGAGUUCUUCACUAUUGAACGUCUGA